Kalmanozyma brasiliensis GHG001 is the source of this 1533-nucleotide messenger RNA. RefSeq lists its product as uncharacterized. Lineage: Eukaryota; Fungi; Basidiomycota; Ustilaginomycetes; Ustilaginales. The transcript has a single exon. The coding region runs from base 1 to 1533 and encodes 510 amino acids. The record is from RefSeq and is a predicted model, not a curated record.
AUGUCGGACAGGUACCAAGGCAGUGCAUUCCGCGGUGGCCGUUCUUCCUCGUAUCGGGACGAUCGGCGUUACGCUCCGCGUCAUCCACGCGACGACCACUACGACAGCCGUGCCGCCUACGAUGCGCGCGACCCGUACGCUUCUUCCUACUACCCUGAGCCACGGGGCUACCCUGAACGGCCUAGAAGGGUGCACAAGACCAUCCCGCCGCCGAGACCAUGGGACUAUUCAAGACGACCGCCGCCGAGAACCGACCAGGAGAGGAUGGAGCUGGAACGCGAGAGAGAGGCGUGGGAAGCCAAGGAGGAGGAGAGGUUUCAGCAGAGGAUGGCCGAGAGGGAGAGGGAAAGGCAGAGGGAUUGGGAGCGGAGUGGUGGAGUGGGAGCAUAUGGGGCGGCGGAUGGAUGGGGCGGGAGAGAAAGGGAGGCUGAUGCGUAUGAAAGGAGGCAUGCCGAGAUGGGGAGGAGGCCGAGGUCGAGGAGUCCACCAGGUGCGGAUGCCAGGUAUGAGCAGAGAGGAGGGUGGGGGAGGACGGCCGUGGCUCAUCCGGAAGAGAGUGAGCGCGAUCUGGCUGGUGUCCCAGCCGAUCGUGUGGAUGCAGCCGCCGGUUAUGCCGUUCGACGAUCGCCGCCACCACCGGCAGGCCCAGCUUCACACCUUGACGCACCAGACGGACCUUCAGCACUGCGAUACCGUGACGCACCGAUCGAUCGCCCUCUCUCGCCACAAGGCACACCACGCGGCCCAGCACGCGACCCCGCCUUCGCAUCCACCCCGCCUACAGGCCCACGCGCUUCGCGAGGCGCCCCACCUGCUUACCCCUCGUCCGCAUUCCGUGGCCGCGACGCCUCGACCUCAAGCGGACCCUUCACCCCGACCUCUGACCGCGAGGGCAAUAGCUACAUGUCCCCAUCCACCGCUCGUUUCCCGCGCUCUGCCCGCGAUGGCGCCCCUCCGACCGGGCCGUACCGCGGCGGUCACCCGUUCAACCGCUCUCGUCGAGACACCAACCCGUACGACUAUCCUCCCGCCGAAGACGACGGGUAUCGCGCUCAUCCCGGUUCUUCACCGCACGAAUCGCCCUCGACGCCCGGCCCGCAUACCGCGACGCGUCUCUCGCGCACCUCCUCAUCCCAAGCGCCACCUACACCAACCACCCUCCUUCCCCCCGGCAACACCACCGCCCUCGCCUCACCCUCCACCCUCGCGCCCAGCACAACCACUCCGCGCUUCAGCUCGGCCACCCACCUCACCCCGGAUCUCGACAGCGAACUGCUAGCGCUCGAAACGCAACGCUCUACUUUCAUUGCGAACUACGUCCUGGGUGCCAAACGGGCCAGUUUGCGCGCGUUGAAGGUCGAAUUGCGCGAUGGGGAGUUGGAGCUCGCUGCUAGCAACGGCCGGCGGUCUGCUGCCGAAAGGGCACUGGAGAUUGCAAGGGAGACCGCGGAUAGCUAUAGUCUCGAGGAGAAUCGAAAGGAGGAGCUGAUGCGCGUGAUGAGCAUGCAGAUGGAAGGUGGGCAGGUCGCAUGA